This is a messenger RNA of Prorocentrum cordatum, 1171 nucleotides long. Lineage: Eukaryota; Dinophyceae; Prorocentrales; Prorocentraceae. The record is from the annotation of a GenBank genome assembly.
CGACGAAAACGGAAAAGCCUCUCCCACACGCCAGAGGGUCGGCGAGUCUGCUGUUUCCGGCGCUCUAGCCUCGCCCCGCUUAGUCCCCUCGCGCGGACACUCUUGCGGGCACCGUCGCCGUCACCGUCACCGCCAUUCUUGGUCAUGGUCCAUGCCGACCGCUGCCGAUUCGCGGGUAAGAUCCGCGCAUUGACGAUAACCAAGAUGGGCGACGUCCGUGAUCGGCACCGACGUGUCCGCGCUCAGGCUUGGUCAUGGUCGUCGGUCUCUUUCCCUGCAGAGACGCGCAACACUCCGGGCCCUCGGGUCAUGUUCGACGUCGGCAGCAGGAGCUGCGGCUGCAUCGGCGUCGAUUACGCGGGUCAGACGUGCGCGGCCGCCUUCCUCUGCGGCACCAUGGUGGAGGUGCGCGUCACGGAGGGCGCCUUCGACGACGCCGAGCUCGUGGAGCUGGUCUGCUCGCUGCGGCCGGUCGCGUCCGCGGCGCGUGCCGAGCAGCUGUUUCGGCAGCCAUUCGCCGAGAGGUGCUACUGGGCGCGCCAUCCACAUGCUGGCGGCCACGUCACGUUCCUUGGCGUGAGCUCCCUGUUCGAAGGCUUCCUCUGGAACUUUGGCCUGGGCCCAAGGGCGCCCGCGCGGUGGCGCUGCGGCUCCUCCAGCGCCCGCCUCCCAGGCGAGUGCGUGUCGCCCGUCGACCUCGCCGGCUACGCCCUGGACAGCGUCGGCGUCAUUGAUGGGGCAGCAAUCCCGUGGAAAUACUCGCCCUUUAUUUCCCGGCGGCAUCGUCUCGGGAUCAUUACGUCUGGAUCCGGCACGUUCGCCGCCUGGGGCCAAGCCGGCAGGAGGUCCCCUGGCCGCCCAGGACGGGCGCCUUCCCCUGCGAGGUUACCGCCGCGGAGACUCGAGGACAAACCAAGCAUCACAAGCACGGCUUUUCGGCGCUCCUCGCGGCUUUCUCGGAUCGGCGCUUGGGCCCCCCCAGCCUGGCGCGCGGAGCGCGCCAGAGAGAGCGAGAAAUCCGCGGGGACCUCCCACAGUCCAUUUCGGAUGCAACUCCUGGCAGGUCAAAUUCUGAUUUUGUCCUGGUUCGAAAUCUGCCUGAAUCCCGCUUCAUCCAGCUGAACCCCGCUUCAUCUGGCCUGAUCCCGCUGGAUCCGCGGCCUAGUCCGCC